Microplitis demolitor is the source of this 4178-nucleotide messenger RNA. RefSeq names its product GATA zinc finger domain-containing protein 7. Lineage: Eukaryota; Metazoa; Arthropoda; Insecta; Hymenoptera; Braconidae. The transcript is spliced from 4 exons. The record is from RefSeq and is a predicted model, not a curated record. The coding region runs from base 183 to 4178 and encodes 1331 amino acids.
UAUAAUAUACUCUCUUUCAUAGAGGUUCAAUCAAUUUAUUUAUUCAAAUUUUAAAAGUUUUUAGUUUCUUUUUUUUUCUGCUUUUUAUGUUGAUACUGUUAGUGAAUUAAAUUGUAUAUCCGGCACUAAAAUAGUUUUAGAUUUUAUUAAUUAACUUUUCCAAGUUAAUUUUUUUUAUCGAAAUGUUAAUAUACUCUACUAUUAUAAUAUUAUGGACUUUUGUGCCGUGUUUUAUCACUUCAUUACCACAGUAUAAUCAGGAAUCAGAUAAUGACACUAAUGAUAAUAAUAAUUCGAGUUAUCGUUACAAAUAUAUAAUCGAUGAUAGCGAUAAUAAACAAGAUCAAGGAAAGGACCUAGAGGGAAGAUUUGGUAAAUCGGCUAGUGGUCAAUACCACGCUAAUGGUGACCAGUCGUCUACGGACAUAAAGUAUUUCUUCGACGAGUGGGGCCAUCAUCCUCUCGUAAAAUAUAGAGUUCCCAAUGAAUACGCUGCUGCAGAUACACAUUCGGCUUUUGAUCUUCACAAAUCCCGUGUGGUUAUCAAUAAUUCCAAAAUCAAUGAGGAUGAAAUUUUAAUUGAAUCUCAGCACACUGCUAGAGACGAAAAAAUUUUACCAAUUGAUAAUUGGUAUGAAAAUACAUAUGGACCAAUAUCAAUUAAAGAUAUACCAGACAAAAUUGACAUUUCCAAUAAUUCAAACAAUAACAAUAAUGAUAAUAAUAAUAAUAAUCUAGAAUUACAACAACAUCAAUGGGUAGAUGACCAAGUUAAUCAAUAUCCAACAGAAACAGUAGUAGGAACAGAACCAAUAGUUGAUUCCCCUACAAUAGAGGAACUCGGAAAUUCAAAGACGUCAGUUGAUUCAAAUAGUCAAAAUAAUUUAAACGUUACUGAUAUAAUAAAGCCAUCAACUGCAGUAGACAAUGCUUUCUUGUUAUCUGAAAAUUUUGGAAAAAAAAUUAACCAUUCAAAUUUAAACUUUGAACAAUUGAAUAAUAGGAAAAGUGACACUGGAGUGGGCGCAUCACAUACUUACUACGUUUCUGCGGAAACUCCACGUAAAAAAAAUGAUAAAACAAUUUCUCCAAGUAUCGGAGUAUCUUCAGAAAAUUAUAAAAAUGCUUUAGCUAGUUUUAAAACUCAAUUGAUAAAAAAUUCACAAAUGUCGAAAAACAAUAAAGGUUCAACAACAAAUACAAAAGUAUUACCUGAAUUAUCACGUCUCUCAUUUCAAAGUUUCAACGAUGCAACUGAAACAAAGUUUAACUCACAAGAGCCUAUUGUUGUUGCUGAAACAUCAAUGACGACUGAAAAUUAUGAAUACAGUACAACUUUUCCAUGCAAUAAUCAAGAAGAAAAAGAAGAAAAUAAAAAUAUAGAAUCAGUAUCAUUAUUACCAACAGCAGCAACAACAAGAGAAGAAACAAUACCACCAGAACAACGACAAAGUUCAACAGAUGAACGUACAUUAUACAACAUUGUCAAUUCUCCGUUGUUUAUUCAAGAACUUUCCCAUAGAGGAGAUCAGUUUACCACAUCACCCAUGAUAUUAAAUCCUAUCCAAGCUGGGUUAGCUUUAGUUAAUGCUGAACGAACUCAUCUUAUUGAACAGAAUGUUGAGUCAUCGUUAACCAAUAUAGAACCUGCUGUUCACCAACUUGAAAAUCAGUUUAAAUUAAAUAAUAGCCAUUCAUCUUUUUAUAUAACCCAAUCAGAUGAAAUUCGUAUUUAUAAAAAUAAAUCAUUGGAAAAUAUUAACAGUGAUGGUCUUAAUGAUAGUAACAGUCAAAGUGAUGAAUCGAUAAAAUUAUCAUCAGUACCUUAUGUCACAUUAGCGUCAAUCAACCAAGAUAACGCCAGCGAUAAACUUGUAGAAAUUCAAAAGUCACUAGAGCUAUAUCAUAGUGCACCCAUCCAUGAAAUACAUUAUCCAGCUCAACUGACGUCUCAAGUAGUUACUAAAAUCGAUCACUCACCUCCACCAGAUUUAGUCUAUCUUACUACGCAGAAGCAUAACCAACAACCGUACAAUAAUAAUCACCAAAUAUCAGAUAUCCCUCAUCAAAAAGAUCAAAUGUCAUAUACAGAUAUUAAAGAUAUUACAGAUCUUACUAAUAGUAAUACUGAUUAUAAUUAUCAAUUUAUAUCUAUUUUCGAUAAAAACUUGCUUACAAAAACAAAAACAACAGAUCAACAAGAUAAAUUUUCAAACUCGUUAAAUUUUAAUUUAAAUAAUAAUAAUAAUUUGGAUAUUGUACAACAAAAAAUAGUUAAAAUCAAUGAUAAUAACGACAAUAAAAAAUCAACAGUUGAUAAUUUAAAAAUACCGGUACAAAAUAGUACUGUAGCUCAUAUAAAUAGUACUCGAGUGACAAGAGAAAAUUUAACUCAAAAUACCAAAAAUUUAACAUCGUUAUCACCAGAUUUUUUUGAAUAUUCUUCUCAAUGGAAUAAGUUAAAUGAUAAAUCGAUACAUUCAAACAAAGAGACACAAGAUAUUGUUGAGAAUGUCAAUUUCCAAAUAGAUUCAAAUCAAUGGCUUGAACAAAUUGCUGAUCGGUUAAACUACCGUAACAACAACAACAACAACAACAACAACAAUAAUAGUAAUAAUAAUAAUAAUCAUUAUCGACAAAAUAAUCAACUCAAUGAUAGUAAAAUAACAACAACAACAUUAUCUAACUCAAAUGUACCACCACACCAAAUAGAUAUUAAUUUAAAUAAAAAUGAAGAAAAACAACAACAAUACUAUCAUUUAAUUGAGGAUGAUAAAAUUAUUAGUGAUGCUACAGACAAUGUAAAACAAACUGUUUAUAUUUACACGCCUUCAGUAGCAACUAGUGAUUAUGGAUCAAUACAAACAAAUUACAAUUCCAAAUUGCCAACUAAUAGAAUAAUAAAUCGAGAAUUUAAUAGUGAUAAUGUUGAAUCAUUAUCGAAUUAUCCAGUUGACAAGUUCGUGGAAGGUAUACUUGAUAUGAAAGCUGCUCCAAGACCUUAUUCUGUUAACAAAGAUAGAGUCUUAGAGAACCUGCAACAGCAGAAGCACCAAAAGCACCAGAAGCACCAGCAGCAAAAGCAAAAGCACGUGCCAGUUAUCCAAGAUUAUCCAGUUACAGUUCAGAAGAUGCUGGAGAAUAAGGGUUCAUCACCUUACCCGAUUGAAACUACUACUACAAGUACAAGUACUAGUACAACUUGUAUUCAUAAACUCGUAUCUCAACCCUAUCCUAUUCACAUACUCGAGCAGUUGCCAUAUCAAGUAGAUAAGGUCAUUGAAAUGCCAAUGCGAAUUCCAACUUACCAUCCACUUGAAAUUCCACUAAGAUUACCACUACCAUUAUCAUCAUCAUCAUCAUCAUCAUCAUCAUCAUCAUCAUCAUCAUCAACAAUAAAAUUAUCGGAAAAAUCACUUAAUAAUGAACCUUAUUACAGCAAUGGUAUUAGAUAUGGAGUAACUUACCAACAGAUUAUGAAUCCAUCCAUUAAUGGACUAAACCCGGUAAGAUUCAAAGAAACAAACUACGGAGAACUUGAAAAGUUGGCUAACAGUUCAAAUCAAAACUUUCAAGGUUAUAUCUAUGGCAAACAAUCGGUUAUACCGGUAAUGGGUUUGCGGUCUACUUUGAGUAAACGAUACGGCUCAUUAAAUCAAUUGGGUCAUGCCAAAUAUCAACAUCAAAAUCAAAAACAACAACAACAACAAAUUAUAAACUAUAAUCCAGCAGUUAUCUCUAAGGAACAGUUCUAUAGUAAUGUUUUGAAUCAAUUACCAAUUUUAAUCCAUCAUCCAAAGUCUGUUAUUGAUCAUAUUGAUUUAAGAUGGCACGUGACUCAUCCAACUGAGAAAUAUAAAAAAAAUAAAAUUGAGUACGUGGGGCCUGUACCAUUACUACAUCCACAGCAGGUCUUGAAUCUUCAUCAGAAUCAAGUGCCACAUCCGGCUCAUCAAGAAUCGAUCCACUACUGGGAGCCUUCUGAUACGUCUUCGUCUCCUUCUUUUUCUUCAACAUCUCUAUCAUCGUUUUUUAAAAGAGUAAGACUGCCGGAAGUACAUUACUACGGUAAAAUGGGAAAUUUUAGACAAUCUAAAAUGGAGUAUGGAUUCAAACCACCUAUGGUACCGUCUAUUCAGUACGAUGAAAACACGGCUACUAGAGUCAAUAAUUCUUAA